Messenger RNA from Fusarium keratoplasticum, 1341 nucleotides. Its product is annotated as Sulfatase domain-containing protein. The record is from RefSeq and is a predicted model, not a curated record. Gene Ontology annotation, molecular function: arylsulfatase activity. The coding region runs from base 1 to 1341 and encodes 446 amino acids. NCBI's taxonomy places the organism in Eukaryota, Fungi, Ascomycota, Sordariomycetes, Hypocreales, Nectriaceae. The transcript has a single exon.
AUGUCCAAAGAUCCCACCAAGCCCAACAUCGUGCUCAUCCUCGCCGACAAUCUCGGCUGGGGUGAGCUAGGCUGCUACGGAGGCGGUAUUCUCCGUGGCGCUGCGACCCCUCGCAUCGACAAGCUUGCGACCGAGGGUCUCCUUCUACACAACUUCAACGUCGAGAGCGAUUGCGUACCUACCCGCUCGGCCCUGAUGACUGGUCGUCAUCCCAUUCGCACGGGAUGCCGCCAAUCUGUGCCUGCUGGGUUCCCUCAGGGACUGACGCGGUGGGAGCGUACGCUGCCGGAAUGUCUCAAGCCUCAAGGGUAUGCUACUGCGCAUCACGGCAAGUGGCACCUGGGUGACAUUCCCGGUCGGUAUCCUUCAGAUCGUGGCUUUGAUGAAUGGCUUGGAAUCCCACGAACGACCGACGAGAGCCAGUUUACUUCUGCACUGGGUUACACGCCUGAAGUCGCCGAGCUCCCAUACAUCAUGAAGGGCAUCGCAGGCCAAGACUCGGAGAACAUCUGCAUCUACGACCUAGAAAAGAGGCGGCUAAUUGACGAGAUGCUCGUUGACCAGUCCAAGGACUGGCUGUCGCGUCAAGUCAAGGCUGAGAAGCCCUUCUUUCUCUACCACCCUCUUGUGCAUUUGCACUUCCCAACUCUUCCCCAUCGUGACUUUGAGGGCAAGACUGGACAAGGCGAGUUUGCCGACUCAAUGGCCGAAAUGGACUAUCGUGUCGGCCAACUCAUCGACCACCUCGACCAACUCGGCGUCCGCGAGAACACGGUCCUUAUCUUUGCCUCAGACAACGGUCCCGAGUUCCGGCCACCAUACAAGGGCACUGCCGGACCAUGGUCGGGCACCUAUCACACCGCCAUGGAGGGCAGCCUCAGAGUCCCCUUCAUCAUCAGAUGGCCAGGCCACGUUCCUACCGGCGUCACCUCCAACGAGACAGUCCACGUAACCGACAUCUUCACCACAAUCCUCGAAAUCGCCGGGGCAGAAGUCCCCUCCGACCGUCCCAUAGACGGAAUCAGCCAAGUUGCCUUCUUCAAAGACCCAUCAACCACAAAAUCCCAGCGCGAAGGAUUCCUCUUCUACAUCAAGGACGAGCUACGCGCCGUCAAGUGGAAGGACUGGAAGCUGCAUCUAAUCUGGGAGCCCAAGGUGAACCAGUCGUCCGGGAAGCUAGAGUCGCCGUAUUUGUUCAACGUUGUGCGGGAUCCCAAGGAGGAGACCGAUAUCCUGGCGUACAAUACUUGGGUCAUGCAGCCGGUCAUGAAGUUGAGGGCAGAGUUUGAGAAGAGUUUGAAGAGUGAUCCCGCGCCUCCGGAUCCUCUUAAGGGUCUUUAA